Messenger RNA from Ilex paraguariensis (yerba mate), 513 nucleotides. The record is from the annotation of a GenBank genome assembly. NCBI's taxonomy places the organism in Eukaryota, Viridiplantae, Streptophyta, Magnoliopsida, Aquifoliales, Aquifoliaceae.
AUGGAGGACAAUGGCGCACUGUCACCCUCAAUGCCGGUGCCACUGCCACUGCCACUGCCGAUGCUGCGGUGGGGUCAUUACGACGGCGAUGACUACGCCGCGCACGGCCAACUGGCGGUUGUUCCCCAAACCACCACCACCACCACCACCUCACGCUUCAAGCUUCCUGACGGGUGGCGCGUGCAAAAGGUUCUCCGUUCUGACGGAUGUCGAAUCGACAAGUAUUACCACGAGCCAGAGACUGGACACAAGUUUCGAUCCCUUAAAGAAAUCGAGAGAUAUAUAAAAGGAGAAGUGUAUAGACCAAGACAGAGGUCAUUGAAGAAUUCUGCUGAUAGGAGGGCGUUCGGUUAUGGUAGAAAGAGUAUUGGUUCUCGGAAGAUGAUCAUUUCUGGUGGCAAGGUAAAGACUUCAACUUCUGAUUCUUUCAGACCACUAGGCACCUGUUCUAAGAAUAGCAAGGUUCCUACAGGUCCUGGAGAGCAUACUUGGAGACUGCUUCUAUGUAAAUAG